This is a messenger RNA of Lineus longissimus, 1656 nucleotides long. RefSeq names its product post-GPI attachment to proteins factor 3-like. Gene Ontology annotation, cellular component: endoplasmic reticulum membrane. Gene Ontology annotation, biological process: GPI anchor biosynthetic process. The record is from RefSeq and is a predicted model, not a curated record. The transcript is spliced from 9 exons. Lineage: Eukaryota; Metazoa; Nemertea; Pilidiophora; Heteronemertea; Lineidae. Bases 269 to 1261 code for a protein of 330 amino acids. Gene Ontology annotation, molecular function: hydrolase activity, acting on ester bonds.
UAUCAGUUAUUACUGCUUUGGCUUUCCAUUUUGGAUUGUAGACGCCGGAAAAAAUUCUCGCACAAUGCAAAGCGAGUCCCAGCGAAAAUAUUCCUUGUGGGCAAAAAUUUGAUUACUGCUUUAAUAAGUGAUGAUUGCGUAUCUGUGCACGACUAGUAAUGCAUAGCCAUAGCCAGGCCCAGGGAACAGCAAUCGUUUAGGAGAAGGAGCAGAUCAGUGCAAUUUGAACUGAACAGCACAGCUAGGCCUAGGCCUACAGCGUACAGUGAUGUCGUCAUGGACACAGUGGAACUCCCGUCUUCCGUCCUUCCUACCACUUGUGGUCAUCCUGAGUUUGCUCCUAGUGACAGUCAUGGCGUCAGCUGGCGACCGCUCCCUCGUCUACAAAAGAUGUCUGUCCAACUGUAAAUAUAUCAACUGUCUUGGAGUGUCUGACGAGGUUUUUGCCAGUGCACAGCCAGUCUACCUUCGCUGGCUCCAGUGGGGUUGCCUGGACGAGUGCAAGUAUGAGUGCAUGUGGCAGGCUGUUGAUGCAUAUGAAAAGGAUGGCUCAAAGAUCCCUCAGUUCCACGGCAAGUGGCCAUUCAUCCGUCUGCUUGGCAUUCAAGAACCAGCAUCUGUGAUAGCAUCCCUCUUGAAUUUCCUUAGCGUGACCUUGGGGAUGAUGGUGUUCUGGAAAACAGUGCCAUCUUACUCGCCGAUGUAUUUUGUAUGGAAUUUUUAUGGCUUUGUGUGUUUGAAUGCGUGGUUCUGGUCGACAAUAUUUCACUGCAGAGACCUUGAAUUUACCGAGAGACUAGAUUAUUUUACAGCCCUGUCCCUCGUGAUGUCCAGUACCCUGUGCUUCUGCUUAAGGUUUGCAAGAACCCAGCCAUUAUGGAAAAGCUUCAUAAUUCCUCUGCCAUUCUUCACGUACUAUGUCUACCACUGUUACUAUCUCUCCUACGUCAACUUCAACUAUAGCUACAACAUGACAGUGAAUAUUUCAUUUGGUCUUUUUAGUUCUGCUGCUUGGAUAACCUGGUGUGCCUACCGCUGGAAAGAACGGCCAUAUGUGAAAAGGUGCAUUCUGGCUUUGCUGAUACUCAAUGGCUCUGUUAUAUUCGAGGUGUUCGACUUUGCACCAACAUUCUGGGUUUUCGAUGCGCAUUCUCUUUGGCAUAUAGGAACAGUACCUGUGGGAUAUUUAUGGUUUUCAUUUGCAGCUGAUGACUGUAUCCACAUAUCGGAUACUUUAAAGAAGAAGAACAAAAUUUUAUAAUAAAUUAUACCAUUAGCCUAGAGUCUUCUAAUACUUGUGGUACAUGUAUACCUCAUGACAUUCCUACUUUUGUAGCUGAGACAGGUGUUGUAUGUUGUUGUGAUCAGUGAUAAUACUUGAUGGUGUAGAAGACAAGUCUUUAAUGUUAUCAAUAAUUAAUUGUUGAAUAUUUCCUCAAGAAAUGCUGUUUUAUGAAAGAAUUCAAGUACAUGUACUGCCAAUUACGCAAGGGAUGGCCAAAGGCAAAUAAAUCAAAUUAGUGCCUAACAUUUGUGGCAAUUAUUGAAGUAACGCCUUGGAGGAGGAAUAGUCCCUGGUGUAUAACACCAAGUGCGGAGAAAUGAAAUGAAAUGAAAUGAAAUGAAAUGAAAUUUAUUGGCCAAAACACAAUCUUU